AUGACGGGGCGUCCGGCGCUGCUUCUGCUGCUGCUGCUGCUGGCGGGGACCCCGCGCAGCGCCCGCUGCUGCCCCGGGACCCUCGACCCGGCCCCGGCCGCCGCCGCCGCCCCCCCGGGGCCGCCCCCCGCCGCCGCCGCCCUGGGCGCGCUGCUCCGGUCCCUGCAACGCCCCGGCCGCGCCCCCGGGACCCUCCUCCAGCCCCAGAGGUCGGGGUGGGGGCCGCAGGGGGGGGCCCAGGCCCGGCUCAGCCCCCGGAGCUGGGACCCCCCGCUCGCCCCGUUCUGGACGAUGGCGACCCCGCAGCGCUUCGGCCGCCGCCGCUGAGCGUCCGGCCCCGAGUCCGUCCGUCUGUCCCUCCCUCCUGGAGCCAAGCCCCUCCCAAGCCCGUCCGUGGGUCCGUCCAUCACCCAAUAAAGUGGU
Molecule: messenger RNA, 423 nt
Organism: Corapipo altera (White-ruffed manakin)
Lineage: Eukaryota; Metazoa; Chordata; Aves; Passeriformes; Pipridae
Gene: NPFF
Product: neuropeptide FF-amide peptide precursor
Exons: 3
Coding region: 1-327 (108 amino acids)
Biological process (GO): excitatory postsynaptic potential
Cellular component (GO): axon terminus; perikaryon; dendrite
Molecular function (GO): neuropeptide hormone activity; G protein-coupled receptor binding
Source: RefSeq, a predicted model, not a curated record